AUGGCUACUGACGCGCAUACGCAGUUGACAUAUCUCGAAUGGCAACCCAGCUACACGCAUACACGCCCGUACCGCAUUUCAGAGUACGUGGGCCGACGGAGAAAGGGGAAAAAUAAAGCCAAACAACAACAAGCUGACGAGGGCGAGGGCAAAAAUGACAAACUACCAAACACGAACCUGGUCUUCCGCACGUCAGAGCACGCAGAAAUCAUAGGCGAUAUUCGGGGCUCCGCCGAACAAUUCACCCUGGACACGAAUGGCUUCGCGUAUAUCCGAUGUCCGCCGCCGGCUCUCACCCGGGCCUGGGAGUACUCGGACCCCGGGAAAAUUGAGAAUGUCUUCUUGCCGGAAUGCGAGGCGAUUUUGAGGAGGGAGGUUGAGGGGGCGGAUGAGGUUGUGGUUUUUGAUUGGAAGAUCCGAAAGAGAAAAAGUGCCAAAGAGCGACGGACGAGAAAUCCGAAUCUGCAAGGGUUUGCAAAGCAGGUCCAUUGUGAUACACUCUUGACCCGCGACGACAUCGGGACGCCGAUAAUGCAACGGAUCCGAAACCAUCUCCCCAAGGAAUCCCACCACUUGCUUUCUGGGCGGGUCCAACUGAUCAACCUUUGGCGCCCAGUAAAUGCGCCCGUGGAGGACCACCCCAUCGCCGUCUGCGACGGCCAAAGCCUGGAUGCGUCCAAGCUCCUGGCAACGGAUAUGAUACGCGGAGCCUAUACAGGCACCAUGCUGUAUCCAUUGUUUGAGCCGGAUUGUUCUAAAUACAAUUGGUAUUAUAUGAGCAGACAGGAGCCCGAGGAUGUACUCCUGUUCAAGGGGUUCGAUUCGGCGGAGGGGAGGGUUAAAUAUACACCACAUACGUCGUUCAUGCCCUUGGAUUCACCUCCCAACCCGUGCCCUAGGGUUAGCGUUGAGGUUCGAGCGCUAGUCUUUGCCCACCCGGUGUCAAGAGUAUGA
This is a messenger RNA of Aspergillus calidoustus, 954 nucleotides long. The record is from the annotation of a GenBank genome assembly. NCBI's taxonomy places the organism in Eukaryota, Fungi, Ascomycota, Eurotiomycetes, Eurotiales, Aspergillaceae.